AUGGGUCUGCUCUCUCUCUCUCUCUCUCUCUCUGUGUGUGUGUGUCUCUGUCUUCCUUUCUCUCCACCUAAUCUGUUCUCCCCUCAGAAGCAGACCGACAGUUCAGGGUCGACCGUGAAUGCUCCUCAAGGCCGCAGAGGGGCGCGCCGUCGCUCGCCUGUGAUGGAGCAGGCUAUUGUCAGUCCAGGCACCGACGGCGUGGACGACGUGGCCAUUUCGCACGCUGUGCAAGCCGCCUCACUGUGGACGACAGGGCGUUUUGGAGAUGGCCACUACAGAGUAUCCUAUCAAACACACAAGUCACCAUGCCUGAGCCCAGCAUUGAGAAAGCCUAGCCAUGGCCUGGGUGAGAGAGUACAUAGUACCCGAUGUCCCCACGCUGCCAGCCCUUCACACUCCGCACAUCAACCACACAAUGAAUCUAGGCUCUUUUCUGCUCUGCGCUGCACGCUGCCUCGUGUCUCAACUCUCAAGUUGUGCUCCUCACGGCUGGCCGCCCUGUUCCGCAACCUCCUUCUGCGCGCUCCUCCGAGCUCUGCCCCAGGUCUGAAAUGGAGACACCAACAAAUAUUUGCAUUGAUCUUCAAAGCCCUGGAAAUUGCAACGACUCAAGUACGGCCGAUUCUCCGUGGCCACAUGAGCAUCUGUACCUAUGGCUUGCUUGUGAAGGAUGCCGCAAUGUCCCAUAGGCCCGGUUGGAGAUGGGUGAGCCCGGUGAGGGGCGUCGCCUCUCUCCACUCCUUAGUUCCAAGACCCUCUGUCCACACUGUCGAGACUUGGUACGCCCAGAUGGCGUCAGGAGGCCGCGAGUCGAAAGCCUGCCGACUGUAG
Molecule: messenger RNA, 831 nt
Organism: Plenodomus lingam JN3
Lineage: Eukaryota; Fungi; Ascomycota; Dothideomycetes; Pleosporales; Leptosphaeriaceae
Source: RefSeq, a predicted model, not a curated record